Messenger RNA from Metarhizium album ARSEF 1941, 1854 nucleotides. RefSeq names its product GPI mannosyltransferase. Gene Ontology annotation, molecular function: alpha-1,2-mannosyltransferase activity. Lineage: Eukaryota; Fungi; Ascomycota; Sordariomycetes; Hypocreales; Clavicipitaceae. Gene Ontology annotation, biological process: GPI anchor biosynthetic process. The coding region runs from base 1 to 1854 and encodes 617 amino acids. Gene Ontology annotation, cellular component: endoplasmic reticulum membrane. The transcript has 3 exons. The record is from RefSeq and is a predicted model, not a curated record.
AUGGCCCUGUCCACCACGGCUCGUCUUCGCCGCAACGAGCGCAACCGUCGCAGCUUUCUUCGCCACGUCAUAAGCAUCCGUCUGAUCAAUGCCUGGUGGAUCGCUACCUUCUUCCAGCCAGAUGAAUACUUCCAGUCUCUCGAGCCAGCCUGGCGCUUGGCUUUCGGUCCCAACAGCGGUGCAUGGCUGACUUGGGUCAGUCACCCUCCCCCCCCCCACGGCGUGAUGCAGGAAUGGCAGCAUCAGCUGAGAUCGUCACUCCACCCGGCCAUGUUCUCGGGAGCCUACCUCGUCGCGGAUUGGGCGUCAAGGCUCAUCCCCGAGGGAAACAUGCUGCGAUCUGCCAUCGUCAUUGCUUCACCCAAGGCACUGCAGGCCGUCAUCGCAGGCCUCGGCGACUGGUACACUUGGCAACUCGCCGUCACCAUCUUCGGCCCCGACAGCAACGCUUCCUUCUUUGCACUCUUUCUCCAGCUCUUCAGCGCCUGGCAGUGGUACUGCUCCACCCGCACCUUUUCCAAUUCCCUCGAGACAACUCUCACCGUCAUGGCCCUGUACUACUGGCCCUGGCCGCUGUUUGCUGCGCCGCCGUCCUCGACAAAGGAGAACCCGAAGCCGGCCAACAUACUCGGAAGCAUCUGCCGUCUUCGCCUAUCCCUGUCUUUGGCCGCACUUGCCGUCGUGCUUCGGCCUACAAACCUUCUCAUCUGGGCCACGAUUUCCGCCAUGGCCUUGACCAGAGUGUCUCUGGAGGGCCCUUCGCCACUGACAAAGUCCGUGAUCCUGCUUCUCGCGAGGGAGGCUUUCCUUUGCGGAUCACUGAUGCUCGCCAUAUCUGUAGUCUCCGACUACUUGUAUUUUGGCUUCUGGACCUUUCCCCCCUACAAUUGGCUCAAUUUCAACAUUUCGAAAUCCCUAGCCGUCUUCUACGGUCGAAAUCCUUGGCAUUACUAUCUGUCCCAGGGCAUCCCUCUCCUCUGCACUACCAGCUUGCCAUUCGUCCUCGCGGGUCUGUACAAACCAGCCACUCUGUCGACAAACGCGAGCAACGCUCUGCGCGUCCUAUCCUCUGCCGUCUUCGCCACAGUUGCUGCUCUAUCCCUCAUCUCCCACAAAGAAGUGCGCUUCAUCUACCCCUUGCUCCCCAUACUGAACAUAGUCGCUGCGCCAGUGGCCGCCGCCUUCUUCACCUCACCACCCUCGUCCAAAGCAGUCGCUUCCCGUCCCCGCCUCCGUAACAAGCCCUAUUUGAUGGCAGCCGUCGGUGUCAACCUCGUUCUCGCCGGCUACCUGUCCUUCUUGCAUCAACCAGCGCCGCUGAGUGUCCUUUCGUACCUCCGCAAAGAAUACGAACGCAUCCACCCGGAAUCCGUUCAACUCGCUCACAGGACCCAUCAACCUCCCGCGCCGCGCGAUGAACUUUUCGCCUUAUUCCUCAUGCCAUGUCAUUCUACGCCGUGGCGAUCCCACUUGUAUUACCCUGGCUUGGAUGCAUACGCCCUGACCUGUGAGCCGCCGCUGGAUACCCAGCCCAACACGCGCGCGAGGAACGACUACCGGGAUGAGGCAGAUAGAUUCUACGACGACCCUGUAGGCUUUCUUACAGACGAGCUGUUUGGUCCGCGGCGUAAAAUCGGCACCCCUCGUUAUAUUGUUGGUUUUGAGGGGAUCGAAGCUUGGCUGUUUCAGUUUCUAGAGACUCCCGCCGGCAAGGCACUUGGCAUCAAGCCUCGUCGUGUCUGGGACGGCUUCAACGGCUUCUUCAACGAAGAUUGGCGAAGGUCGGGUCGGAUGCUAGUUUGGGAUACUGGCGCAUUUGAUCGUCCUGGUCCAUCGAAGAAGCGCCAGCCCUAG